CAACACACCCAGCUAAGGCAUCAGUAACAGACAGUUUUCCUACUAGCGAGGAUCACAAGUAGCAGCUUCAAAUUUUUCCAAAAACCUAACAAAAACAAAAAACACACACAAAAUGUCUCUUGAGCGUGCUAUUCGUGCUAAGAUUGCUGGCAAGCGCAAUCCCGAGAUGGACAAAGAAGCUCAGGAAUGGGUUGAAGCUAUUCUUGGUUCAAAAUUCCCUGCCGGUGUUUCCUACGAAGACCAUCUGAAGGACGGACAGGUAUUGUGCGCUCUGAUCAACAAGCUUGCCCCCAACUCCGUGCCAAAGAUCAACUCAUCCGGUGGCCAAUUCAAAAUGAUGGAAAACAUCAACAACUUCCAGAAGGCAUUGAUAAACUACGGUGUACCCGAUUUGGAUGUCUUCCAGACUGUUGAUUUGUGGGAGAAGAAGGACAUUGCACAAGUGACCAACACCAUCUUCGCUAUCGGUCGUGCCGCCUACAAGCACCCCGAAUUCAAAGGACCAUUCUUGGGACCCAAGCCUGCCGAUGAGUGCAAGCGCGACUUCUCCGAGGAACAAAUGCGUGCUGGUCACGGUAUCAUUGGUCUGCAGGCCGGUUCCAACAAGGGUGCCACACAGGCGGGCCAAAACAUUGGCGCUAGCCGCAAGAUCUUGCUCGGCAAGUAAGCCCGCUUUCGAGAGGCAGAGAGACCGAUUUGGAGAAGCUAGCAGUAGUAGGGCCUUAGCCUAGGCAGCUUGUAAACCAACAAAAUUAUAAUAAACAACAGCAUCAACUAUUUUUGUUGGUUUAACACCAAACAUUUUGUACUGCUUAAUUUUUAUUAUUUAUGAAAUUAAAAUUUACUUUAUAUUUAUGAAAUCUAUAUUUUUAUGUAUAAGUUAAAGUAAAAAAAAAAAAUAAUGAAAAACAAUCCUGACACACAAAGAAUUAAACUUACACACACAACACACACUCAUACAAGCACAUAAUUUCAAAACCACACAAAAGCAAAGAAAACAAGUUAGAAAAAUUAUAUAUAUGUUUAUGUAAAAGCAACAAAAAAAAAUAUGUAACGAUGUUGAAAGCAGCGAAGGUGGUGCACUAUUUGUAUUUUAUACAGAGAAUAAUGCAAGUCUUAGUAUCUUAAGUUUACACUUAAGCUAUUUUAUAUAUGAAAAAAAUAAAUCUUUGAAAAUGUA
Rhagoletis pomonella (apple maggot) is the source of this 1180-nucleotide messenger RNA. Its product is annotated as muscle-specific protein 20. Bases 113 to 667 code for a protein of 184 amino acids. The transcript has 2 exons. Gene Ontology annotation, molecular function: protein binding. Lineage: Eukaryota; Metazoa; Arthropoda; Insecta; Diptera; Tephritidae. The record is from RefSeq and is a predicted model, not a curated record.